Molecule: messenger RNA, 2048 nt
Organism: Elaeis guineensis (African oil palm)
Lineage: Eukaryota; Viridiplantae; Streptophyta; Magnoliopsida; Arecales; Arecaceae
Product: U3 snoRNP-associated protein-like YAOH
Cellular component (GO): small-subunit processome
Molecular function (GO): protein binding; U3 snoRNA binding
Source: RefSeq, a predicted model, not a curated record
CGUGCCGCCUGCCUUGCGAAGCCCCCGCCCUCUCGGCACCAGUGGAUCCCACAAAACCCUCAUAGAAACCCUAAACCCUAACCUCCGUCGAAUAGCAUUUGAAUCCUGAUCUCUGGCGGUUCAUGAAGAACCGGGUACGCAAGAAGCCUCCGUUCUCCAGGGGCGGCAAGAAGAAGCCCCGGUCCUUCGGAGACGAAGACGACCCGUUCUUCGAGUCCAAUGCCAAGCGGCGGUGCAAGGGCCGUGCCGACGACGACGAUGACGACCUGGAGAGUCUGGAGAGCGAUGACGAGCUGGCCGACGGUGGGGGAGAGGAGGAGGGGCCGGCCGAGCCCGAGGAGACUGCGGAUGAGAAGAGGGUCAGAGUGGCAAGGGAGCAUUUGGAGAGGAUUCGCGCUGUAGCAAGGAAGGUAGAAGAGGAGGAGAGGGAGGAGGACGAAGAGUUGGGGCGGGAGGAGGGGGAGGGUAGAAGAGAUUCUAUGGUGGCGGAAAUUCUCCAAAAGGAUCAGCUUGAGGAGAGUGGGCGGGUCACGAGAUUUCUUGCUUCAAGGGUUCUAUGUCCAGAACCUCUCGAUGAGUUCGGACUUCUAGUGAAGCACCGACAGUCUGUUACUGCUGUAGCCUUGGCUGAGGAUGACUCAAGAGGGUUUUCAGCUUCCAAAGAUGGAGCCAUUCUGCACUGGGAUGUUGAAAACGGGAAAAAAGAGAAGUACUUGUGGCCCAGUGAGGAUGUACUGGUAUCACAUUAUGCAAAAGCUCCUCAGAAUCCUUCUAGAAAGAGAAGUAAACAUGUAUUGGCUUUGGCUGUCAGCUCUGAUGGUCGUUAUUUGGCAAGUGGUGGAUUGGAUCGCCAUGUCCAUUUAUGGGAUACUCGCACAAGGGAACAUAUCCAGGCAUUUCAUGGUCAUAAAGGACCUGUUUCCUGCCUUACUUUUAGGCAGGGAACUUCCCAGCUUUUCUCUGGUUCCUUUGACCGAACGAUUAAGCUGUGGAAUGCAGAAGACAGGACUCACAUGGACAAUUUGUUUGGUCAUCAAAGUGAAAUUCUGACAAUUGAUUGUCUCAGAAAAGAAAGACUUUUGACUGUAGGGCGUGACCGGACUAUGCGAUUAUGGAAAGUUCCUGAGGAAUCACAAUUGAUCUUCCGGGCUCCUGCAUCAUCUUUGGAAUGCUGCUGCUUUCUUAAUGACAGUGAAUUCCUAUCUGGCUCGGAUGAUGGAAGUAUUGAACUUUGGAGCAUGUUGCGGAAAAAGCCUACGAACAUAAUAAAAAAUGCUCAUGCUCCAUCACUAUCUCCCAAUGAUCAUUUGUAUGAGGAAGUAAAGGAAAAUAUGCCUAAUGGUCGUAAUACAGAAAAUGGCAGUUGCAAAGCUGAAACCUAUUCUUCAGCCCAUUCAUGGGUUAGUUCUGUUGCAGUGUGUAGACGUACUGAUCUUGCUGCAACUGGAGCUGCUAAUGGUGUGGUCCGCUUGUGGGCUAUUGAAAAUGAUAGUAAAGGCAUUCGGCCAUUAUUUACUUAUCCCGUGGUUGGAUUUAUAAAUUCACUUGCAUUUGCAAAAUCUGGACGCUUCCUUCUUGCUGGAGUUGGUCAGGAACCCCGUCUGGGAAGAUGGGAACAUGUUCCAGCAGCACGGAAUGGAGUUGCGAUGCAUUCUAUCAGGUUAAAGGAAGAGAAUCCAUCAGUCUAUUAGGGAGUCUCGUAAGUCCACAUCUUGACGACAUAUUGAAGAAUUUCUCAUUUUUGCAAGUAGGAAGAGUUCCUCACAAGCUAGCAAAUCAUGGUGGUCAAACCCUAAGCAUUAUACUGGGGACUUAUCUUUGGAGAUUAUCUAUGUGCCUUUUUGUAGAUUUUUUCCUCCACUUUUCAGGUCAGGCAUCAGAUGAGGCUACAACCAGCUUGUCUGCAUAUUUUAUUAUAGAAGCGUCAUGUUGUAUGGCUUAUUCUUUUUCCAAGGAAGAAAUAUUUAUUUUCUAGUUGAAGUCUCCUUGUAUUCCAGGAAUACAUAAUCUGAUUUAGUAAAUUUUGCUUAUCAUUCCUAAAAGUGAGA